This is a messenger RNA of Amoebophrya sp. A120, 17011 nucleotides long. The record is from the annotation of a GenBank genome assembly. Lineage: Eukaryota; Dinophyceae; Syndiniales; Amoebophryaceae.
AAGCACCACAGGAAUUAGAAAGUCGAAUAAUCAAGAACCGUAAGGGUCGUACCUGACCAAAGUAGUCCUACUUGUGCCAUUGUUCUUCUAGAAAUAGAGCGUGAAGUUCCUUUCUGAAGAUUGAUAGCCUCUUUGUGAACAAACAGAAGUUGAUUCAAAAAUCCUGUUGUGAAACAAAAACAGAUAGGAAGGUAUCUUUUUUUUUGGGCUACUAUUUCCAAGGGAUACUACAGUACUGCAUUGGGAACAAAAGAAGUGUCGAAUUAACGAUCGCACAAGAUGCCGCAGCCAUACGCAUGGCUAAAGCUGAACAACGCGGGGAGCGUGAACGUCUCCCCGCGUGCGGGUCACACCAUCACCAGCACCAACUUCGGGUUUAUCCUGUAUGGUGGUAUGGACGGCCGCAGAAACGACCAGGGCAACCCGUCGCCGAACAGCGACCUGUACCUGCUCAAGCUGGUCUCCAAGGGCAACUACGAAUGGUCCAUGGUAGAGCUGGACCCGGCCUCCGGCAUCCCGCCGGCCCGAACCCUGCACUCCGCCACGUGCAACGGCGACGAGGUGGUGAUCUUCGGGGGCAUCCACUCCGCCACACCCUACCAGUGCCUGAACGACGGGUGGGUGCUGGACACGGAGGCCAUGGAGUGGAAGCGCAUCCAGUUCAAAGCGUCCCUGGCCGGACAGAAGGGUAGUUACUCCCGCCGUAUGACCGGAUUAAUCCAGGAGCGCCCCAUCCCGGCCGCAACGCAGGCGGCAAUUCUCGGCCGCCGCGGAUCCGCGUCCAAGCUGAUGAUGGGCAAGGCCGGAAAGCUGGGCUUUUUGGACAUCGCCGCUGGUGGUGCUGCCGCCGCUCGGCAGUCCAAGAUGUCCGCGGCGCCCGCAGGACCGCAGACGUCGAAAAUGUAUACUAGUGCUUUUGAGUUUUUUUUUCGCUUCUAGAAACUCGUUUGCAGUAGAAUUUGUGUUGCAACACUCCUGUUUUGAAUGCUUAUGGUUAUGUUGGUACUUAGACGAUGAUAAUUGAGAAGGUCGUGUCAGUGUUUAGUUGGUAUGCACCAUCAAAAGGAAGAAGCUGAGCAUCUGCAACUAUCGCAUUCCAAGAAUGCUGAGAAAUUUCGUAAACGUUCCAAACGGAAACGCAAUUAUAGGAAGAGACAACAGACUUCAAAGUCUUGGCGUGACACGCUGAAGGCGAAGAUGAAUAUCGGAGCUGGCGGUGGCGGCGGAGGCAAGGCAGGUAUCACCAUAAAAGCAAGUAAAAAAGAAAAAGAGGUACUAGAAAACCUCCGCAAAGCGUGGUCAGACGACACCUACCAUCGGGGCGGGAGCAACUUUUUUUUCAUACCGGGGCCAAACACUCGCAUCGCAAACGCGAUCGCCACACGACCUUCUCUUGGCUCCAGCGCGUCGCAAAUGCGAGCGUCGCUUGGAGGCUUAAAUUACCGAACCACGACCUCUCGGCACGUCGCAGACGCGAGCGUUGCCGGGCGGGCUUUUUCUUUCCUUCGCAGACGGCACUGAGUGCACGCUCUGCUUGUCGCUCGUUAGUUGAAAAAAAUCUUCCAAAACUCCUCUUCGCUAUAGGGGCCUCGCGGGACGCAUUGGCGGCAAGUCCACGUGGCAGAGCGUUUUGAAGAGCAAAAUGAACCUGGGUGUCCGCACCUCGCACAGCAAAGAAGGUUUGAUGAGAUACAACACACCUUCGAUGUGUUUUCGCAUGGUGAAGACAACGGAAAAUGCAUUCUUGCCUCAAUUUCAAAAUUGAGUUCGAGAGACAUGUAGGAUAACGCUCAGUCUAUUGGUUUGAUCGUUGUCAGUGACUUUUUCGAAUGAUUAGAUGCCAGUAUAUUCUGUUGAGUUUUUUGUUUGAUAGAUCAGUCAACAUUCAAAGCCCCGUGCGCGAAAAGUAAGAACUUUUUGAUGAAAGCCAAUUAAACAAAAAUCACAACAGCCCAAUCCGACGGCCCGGCCGCAAGCGGUUUCCACAGCGACUUAGUCAACGUGGUCAGUCAGGGUUUCGGCAGUGCUAUCGACACCUCGGAUCAACCCUCCAACGUGCCAACUCAGCGCGCGAACCACACUCUCUCCCUGUUGCAGGAAUCCUCCGUGGGUCUCUUCGGUGGUCACGGUGGUAGCGGAUACACGAGAAAAGCGUUUAACGAUACGUGGAUUCUGAACUUGGAUAACAACCGGUGGACGCAGCUGGUGUGCCAGGGGAACCCGCCCGCGCCGCGGUCCGGCCACAGCGCGUUCGCGAAGGACAACAGUCUGUUUAUCUUCGGCGGCUGGAACAAUGACGGCCAGUUUAACGAUUUCUUCAUGCUGGACGUGGAAAAUAAGGACUGGACCGAUAUGGACCUCAACUGGAGCGUUCCCCGGUGGAACCACUGCAUGCAGCUUGUCGAGGCCAUCCCGAGUUGGCGGGUCUUCAUUUUUGGAGGGUCCGCGGACAGCGCCGGAACGGGCCGAAGUUUAGGUAUUUAAUAAAUGCUUGAUACUUCUGGUAGGUCGUUCAGCCGAUUUUCCACUCUGUCACAGAACAUCAUGGAAGAUUGCUGUUUCAUGUCAACGUGUACGACAUGCAUCGAUUAACAUUUUUAAUUCUCAUCUUGAUUGACAUCAGAUCUAAUCCCACUUCUACUUCACCGACUCAGGUAUUGUCGACGACACGCUCGGUUGCCUGCUGCUUGCGGACAAGUUUGAGUGGUCCACGCCGGCGUUGGAAAACAAGCCGAGCGACAUCAGGGUGCCUCCGCGUGAGCACACGGCGAUCUGCUACGACAAGGAGGAGUCGCGGCUGAUCCUCUUCGGGGGUUGGGCCAACAAGUGGCUGGACGACGUGUGGCAGAUUAACGUGAGCUCCAUCGUCGGACCGCCGUACGCGGUGAUCGGGAUCAAGCCCCACCUCGGGCCGGUCACCGGGGGACAGAAGGUGCAGAUCUCCGGUUAUCGUAAGGAAAAAUCCCCCCUCCCCAUACUGAAAAGGUACGUUUCUAAAAAUUUGUGAUGCUGAUUUGAGACCACAAAUCCUGCCCCUCAUGCAAGAGGGCAAAUUCAGAGACUUCGCCACGAUAUGCAGGCGGUUUGUAAUGCCUGAAGGCCUAUAGGGCAGACGUCUGCCAUGCUAGGCCCCUACACCGAAGGGCCUCCCCUGAGGCUUACGGUCUGCGUGCAGUCCUUUACUGCAAGACAAAUGCGAUUUGUGUACUCAAAUACAGCAACACAAGUCCUCUCGUUUUCGACAUGGGGAGGGGGGAUUUUUCAUUUUGAUACCGGUAUCGGUUUCAAGUCGACCAACGGCCAGGUGGUGGUCCGGUUCAUCACGCCGAAGUUCUACGCCGAGUCGCAGGGCGUGGUGAUCGACGACGAGCUGAUUGAGUGCAACACGCCGGAUGUGGUGGCCACGAUCGGCCCGAAGGACUGCGAGGUGCGCCUGGCGAUCGGCAUCCGGGACUUCACGACGACCAUGGUCAAAUACAAGUACUUCCUGAACACCAUCGCCGAGAAGUCGCUCUGCUACGGUCCGGGUCUGCAGGAGGACCAGCAGGCCGGCACGCCCGACCGCUUCACGAUCCAGGCGAUCAACGAGCUGGGGGAGAACCGCGCGAGCGGGGCGGACGAGUUUCGCAUCACGGUCAUGAAGAAGAUCCCCAUCCUGGAGGAGGGGCAAGAGGUUACGGAGACCACCAAGUACCGGUUCGAGGAGACGCCCUUCGAGUUCGUCGACCACGACACCGGGAAGUACGAGGUCGUGUACACGCCGGAAGAGGGCGACUACAAGAUCGAGGUGUAUUUGAAGGGGGACAACGACAAGGAGUACCGCAUCCGCGGCACGCCCUUCCACGCCUCGGCGGUGGGCGCGGCGAAGAACCGCGCGAACGACUACACGGGCCCGCUGAUGGUGAACUUCGUGUCUUAUCAAAUGCAAAAGUGUCUGGGUCUGGAAGAAUGCAACUUGUGGUGCUGCAUUUGGAUUGCAAAAAAAUCUGUAUUGCAUGAGCAGCAAAGGGAGUGUGAUUUUUGCUACGCGGAGAGGGCAUUUGUCAUGCGGAAUAGGCAUCAAGACGCCCUCAAAAAAUCUGUGAUGCUAGGGCACGCAUCACAGACAUCAUGACUCAUGCAAAACCUGCAUGACAUUGACAUUGACAAGUCUCAGAAUCCUCCAGACCCAGAAAUUUUUGCAUUUGAUACGUCGGGCACCAUGAAAGCGCUCGACGAGUACGCGAAGACCACCGACGCCGGGAUCCACGCGAAACUAAAGGACGGCGAUGUGAAGGGUCUGAUCAAGGUGAAGAACCACAUCACGGAAACCGCCGACAAGGCGGCGUACCUGCAGCUGAAGCAGGACGAGAUUUUCGCAGCCUUGAAGCACAUGGAGAAGGAGGGCAUCCCGAGUGACAAGCAGUUCAAGCUGCUGAAAAAAAUCGGGGAUUUGGUCAACGCGCUGCACGAAAGCUGCGCCGUCGUGGCCAAGGACAUCGCGCCGCUGGUCCAGCAGGAGAGCGACAUCUACCAGAAGAAGAUCCACAUCUUCGAGGAGGAGUUGAAGAACUACGUGGGGGGCUUGCGCAAAGAAGCCUACUACUUCUACAAGUCCGGGCUGGAGCUGGCGUACGAGCGGUGCGACGCGGUCGACAAGCAGUACAACCAGUUCUACGGGGAGAUGGAGUUCCUCUUUCACAUUGCGCAGAACUUCGACUACCCGGGUAUGCUGAACAAUUCGAAGAAGCUGCUCCAGGCGAUCAAGGAAGACUCCACCGCCAUGCGCUCCCUGUGGGUGUUCGAGCAAAUGCGUAUCGAGGUGACCGAAGAGUUCUUGAACUCCCGCUUCUUCGAGGUGAAACCCAUGGACAUGGAGGACGAGAUCAAAGGGCUCGGGAAGAAACUCCGUGAGGUUAAGGUGGACCGGAAGUGCGACGCGUUCCUCGGCAUUGCCGAAGUGCUCAAAAAGUGGGCUGUCUUCUGUCCCCUGGUGGCAGAAUUGCGUGACCCGGUAUAAUGAGAUACAGAGAUAGAAGUUGUAUUAGUAGAGAGACCGCUCCUGAUGCUAGAUGCUGUCUGCUGAAAUGAUAUAAUUUGGUGGCAUAGAAUAUUUCGUUUUUUGUGUUGAUGUGAUAAGAUGUGUGACUGAGCCGAACAAAACGAAUAUCGACAAAUAAUAAUAUCUUCUCACCACAGGCUAUGCGUCAACGUCACUGGACGCAGUUGAUGAACUUCACGGGGAAGGCUGUGACGAUCGACGCCCGCAUCUUGCUUCGCGAUAUGUGGAACAUGGAACUGCACAAGACCCCGGACGCGGUCGAGGAAACCGCGGAUCAGGCCAAGCAGGAGGCCAAGAUGGAGAUCACGCUCGGAAAGCUGAACGCCUCCUGGUCCGUCGUCGAGUUCGGGUUUGAUGCCCACAAGGGCACGGACAUUAUGCUGAUGAAAGUGAAGGACGAGGACUUCGAAAUGCUGGAGGAGCACCAGGUCGCGGUGCAGAACAUGUUCGCGUCACGGUAUCUGGCGACGUUCGAGACCGAAGUCGUCGGGUGGCAGAAGACCCUGGCCAACAUCGCGGAGGUCAGCAACGUCAUGUCCGAGGUGCAGCGGUCCUGGAGUUUCUUGGAGAACUUGUUUAUCCACUCUGAGGAGGUGAAGAAGGAACUUCCGGACGAGUCCGAGCGGUUCGUCGGGAUCGAUAUGGACGUCAAGGAGUUGCUCGCCAAGGGGUUCGCGACUAAGCUCGCCAAGGAGUUCUGCAACGAGCCGGGGAUGUUCGGCAAGCUGGAAAAGGCGCAGACGCAGCUGACUAUGUGCGAGAAAGCUUUGAACGAGUUCAUGAACGGCAAACGUCGCGCGUUCCCGCGUUUCUACUUUAUGUCCUCCGCGGAUUUGCUGGAUGUCCUGUCGAACGGAAACAACCCCGCGAAGGUGGUGCCGCAGUUCCCCAAGUUCUUCAACUGCAUCAACAGCUACAGGCUGGAGUACCCGGACGGCGAGGGCAAGCGACCGCACGCCGUCGGCAUGGACGCGUGCGUCGGUGUCGAGUACGUCGCGUUCCCGGAGCCCUGUCCGCUGGUGGGAAAGGUGGAAAUCUACCUUGACAAGUGCAUCGAGGCGUUCCGGUACUGUCUUGCUUACUACACCAAGUUCGACAUGCAGAAGUACAUCGAUAUGGAGUGCGUGCUCGGGGGCGACAAACGUGCGGCGUGGCUCGUGGACAAGGAAAAGGGUGUGCAGGCCGCGCAGGUGGCUCUGCUCGUCGAUUUGAUCACGUGGGUGAUGCUGGUGGAAGACGGCUUUGACAAGUUCGCGGCGGGCAACAGCAACGGCGUGGUUGCGGCCCGGGAUACGCAGGCAAACUUGGUCGUCGACCUGAUUAAGAUGACCAUGGGGGAAUUGACCAAGCCGGACCGGACGAAGGUGAUGUGCAUGAUCACGCUGGAUGCGCACAAUCGUGAUGUGCAGGUGAGGCUGGUGAACGACGGCGUCGUGGUUCCGACCGCGUUCCAGUGGCAGAGUAUGUUGAAGGGGUACUGGGAUACCACCCUCGACGACGCGCGCCUGAAAAUCGCCGAUGCCGUUUUCCCGUACGGGUACGAGUACCUGGGGAACGGUCCCCGGCUGGUGGUCACCCCGCUCACCGAUCGUAUCUACGUGACGGCCACCCAGGCGUUGCACUUGUGCAUGGGCUGCGCGCCCGCGGGGCCGGCCGGAACCGGGAAGACGGAAUCGACGAAGGAUUUGGCGAACGCCCUCGCGAAGGCUUGCUACGUGAUCAAUGCCGCGCCGGAGAUGGACUAUUUGACCAUGGGUAACAUCUUCAAGGGUCUCGCCGCCUCUGGUUCCUGGGGGUGCUUCGAUGAGUUCAACCGGUUGGUGCCGGAGGUGCUCUCCGUGUGCACGGUCCAGUUUAAGGCGGUGUGCGACGCGGUCAAGGCCCGGUCCAAGCGCUUUAUCCUGCAGGGUGAUGAGAUCAACCUGGACCCGCAGGUCGGUGCCUUUAUCACGAUGAACCCGGGGUACCUCGGUCGAUCCGAGCUGCCGGAGGGUCUUAAGGCGUUGUUCCGCCCGAUCACCGUGAUGGUGCCCGACUUCCGACUGAUCAUGGAGAACAUGUGUAUGGCGGAAGGUUUUACCGAGGCCGGUGCGCUCGGUCUCAAGUUCUCCGUUCUGUACGCGCUGUCCGCGGAUCUGCUGUCCAAGUCCAACAAGUACGAUUGGGGUAUGCGCGCCAUCAAGUCGGUGCUCGUGGUCGCCGGUGGUUUUAAGCGUGCGGAUCCCUCGCUGCCGGAACAGGCGGUGCUGAUGCGCUCGCUGCGUGACACCAACGAGGCCAAGAUCGAGGGUGAUGACUUGAUCAUCUUCAUGGGUCUGCUGGCGGAUCUGUUCCCGGGCAUCAACGUGCCGCGUGCGCGCGACUACGCCUUCGAAGACAUCAUCGUGGCCGCACUGCAGGAGGACUUCGGCUACACCCACGACGAGAACGGCUACCUGCUUUUGAAGAUCACCCAGAUGGUCGAGUUGCUCGGGAUUCGCCACUGCAUCUUCUUGAUGGGCAAUCCGGGUUCUUACAAGUCCGCGCUGUGGAAGAUCCUGGCGAAGGCCAAGACCCGGGUGGGCGACAAGACCACCGUGGUGGACUUCUCGCCCAAGGCGAUCUCCACGAACGAGCUGUACGGCUACGUGAACAUGGCCACGCGCGAGUGGAAGGACGGAAUUUUCUCCAAGACCAUGCGCGACCUGGGGCAGAUUCCGGACACGCAGCCCAAGUGGAUCAUUUUGGACGGCGACUUGGACGCAAACUGGAUUGAAUCCAUGAACAGUACCAUGGACGACAACCGUCUGCUCACCCUGCCCUCCAACGAGCGCAUUCCGUUGAAGCUGCACAUGAAACUCAUCUUCGAGAUCCGUGACUUGAACUACGCCACGCCGGCCACCGCGACCCGCGCGGGUAUCGUGUGUAUGAGCGACGUGGACGGCGUGCAGUGGCGGUCCUACGUGAACUCCUGGAUCCAGAAGCUGGACAAUACCUGGACGCCGGCGCUGAAGGACCAGCUGCGCAAGUACUGGGAGAAGUACCUCCCGGACAGUCUGAUGUUCCUGAAGAAGCAGGCCAAGAUCCAGGUCCCGCUGUUCGACAUCUCGCCGGUGAUGAUCAUUUGCAGUUUGAUCGACUCUUUGGUGAAGCGGCAGGACCAGUUCGACUCCCUGGAGUACUGGUUCGUGUUCUGCUGCGUGUUCGCGAUUGGCGGCUGCCUGUCCGAGGUGGACGGGGUGGACUACCGCAAGGCGUUCUCCACCUGGUGGAAGAACGAGAUGAAGACCAUCAAGUACCCGUCCAAGGGCACGGUCUUCGACUACUUCAUCCAGGACGCGCGGCUGCAGGAGUGGGGCAGUAUUCUGGAGUCGAUCGACUACGACAGCAACACGCCGAUGGGCUCGGUCACCGUGCCCACGACCGAGACGAUCGCGCUCUCGUACGUGAUGAAAGCCUUGAUCGACGUGAAGUGCGCUAUCAUGCUGAUCGGACUGGCCGGUGGCGGUAAGACGCAGGCGUGCAACGGUCUGCUCAAGUCGCUGGACCCGGAGUUCUUCUGCUCGCACAGCAUCAACAUGAACUUCUACACCGAUUCCACGCUGUUGCAAGCCAUGAUGGAGAUUCCGCUGGAGAAGAAGGCCGGACGUUUGUACGCCCCGCCGGGGAAGCUGCACAUGAUCUACUUCAUUGACGAUUUGAACAUGCCGGCCUUGGACCCGUACAACACGCAGACAUCCAUCGAGUUGAUGCGGCAAAAGCAGGACUACAACCACUGGUACGACCGGGCGAAGAUCACGCUGAAGGAUAUUGGGAACACCUCCUACCUGUGCUGCAUGAACCCCACCGCGGGUUCGUUUAUCAUCAACCAGCGCCUGCAGCGGCACUUCUGGACGGCUGCGGUGCCCUUCCCCGAACAGAGCGCGUUGACGACGAUCUACACGACCUUCAUGAAGGGGCACUACGAGAAACUGCCGUUUAAAUCUUCCGUCACCGAGGUGAUCACCUCGAUCAUCAAGGGCGCGUUGUCUCUGCACUCCCAGGUGUCCUCCACCUUCCGCAAGACCGCCGCGAACUUCCAUUACGAGUUCAACAUUCGGCACUUGGCGGGCGUGUUCGAUGGCAUGCUGUCCGCGAAGCCGACGGAGUUCACGGACGCGGAAAAGUUGGUGCUUUUGUGGCUGCACGAGUCGGAGCGCGUGUACGGGGAUCGCCUGGUGUCCGUCACUGACUUAAAGAAGUACCGCGCGCUGGCCGCGGAAUUGUCGAAGAAGAUGUUCAACAAGUACAACUUUACCAAGUACUUCCAGGAGAAGAACCCGGAAAUCCUCGUUUUCGUCCCCUUCUCCCAGGGGUUGGAGCGCAUGGAGGAGGGCGUCAUCUACGACAAGCUGAACGGCGUCGCGGUGUGCUCGCAGCUGCUGAACGCUGCUUUAGACCAGUACAACGAGAACAACGCGUCGAUGGACCUCGUCCUGUUUGAGGACGCCAUGAAGCACGUGGCGAAGAUCACCCGUAUCAUCACGAAGCCCUCCGGCCACCCGCUGCUGGUCGGUGUCGGUGGGUCUGGGCGUCAGUCGCUCUCCCGCUUGUCGGCCUACGUGUGCCUGUGCACGACGAUGAUGAUCGUGAUCUCGGGGCAGUACGGGAUGAACGAUUUGAAGACGGAUCUGCAGGUGAUGUACCAGAAGGCCGGCGUGAAGGACGAGGGCGUCAUGUUCCUGUUCACCGACGGACAGAUCACGAACGAGAAGUUCCUCGUGUACAUCAACGACUUGCUGUCGUCCGGGGAGAUCGCGGACCUGUAUGCGACGGAGGACAAAGACGCGAUCAGGAAUGGUGUGCGCUCCGGCUGCAAAGCGUCGGGGAUCCCGGACACGCCAGACAACCUGUGGGCGUUCUUCAUCUCCCGGAUCAAGAAGAACCUGCACAUGUCGCUGUGCUUCUCGCCCGUCGGCGAGGGCAUGCGCAACCGGGCGCGCAAGUUCCCGGGUCUGGUGAACUGCACCGUGAUCGACUGGUUCCAGCCCUGGCCCGCAGACGCGCUGUUCGACGUGGGGAUCAAAUUUUUGGCCCCCAUCGAGGAGCUCGGGGAAGAGGACUCCGCUACCCGGCUGGGCAUCAACGAGUUCUUCCCCGCGUCCUUCGGCAUCUGUGGCGAGUUCUCGCAGCGCUACAUCGACUUCGAGAAGCGGUUUGCGUACUCCACGCCCAAGUCCUUCCUGGAGUUUAUCAAGCUCUACGCCGCGAAGGUCGGCGGCGCGGUGUCCGGCCUGCUGGACAAGCGCGAGCGGUUGACCAACGGUCUGACCAAACUGCAGGAGACGCAGGUGUCCGUGGCCGCGCUGGAGGAGGACCUGAAGGUGAAGGCGGUGUUCGUGAAGGAGAAGGCCGACGCCGCGGACAAGUUCGCGACCGAGGUCGGUAUCGAGAAGGCCAACGUGAACGAGGAGACCGAGAAGGCGAACUUGGAGGCUGCCAAGUGCGACAAGAUCGCGAAGGAGGUGUCGAUCCAGGCGGCGUCUUGCGAACGCGACCUGGCUGCCGCCGGGCCGCUGGUCGCCCAGGCUGAGGCGGCGCUGGACGUGCUGAAUAAGAAGGACUUCCAGGAGUUGAAGGCCCUCGGUAAGCCGCCCGGCGGUGUCGACGUGGUUUGCGAGUGCGCGAUGCACCUGCAGGCGGGUAUCAACCCGGAUAUCGAGAUCGACAAGAAGGGAAAGAUCAAGGACGGCAGCUGGAAGGGCGCGCAGAAGAUGAUGAACAACCCGGAGAAGUUCUUGGAGGCGCUGAAGGCGUUCAAGCCGGCCAUUGAUGACAGUCUGGUGCCGCAGCAGAACAUUGACUUUGCGAAAAAGUGCAUGGCCUCGAUCGGGGAUGACUUCACGCCGGAGGUGAUGCGAAAGAAAUCUUUGGCUGCAGCCGGUUUGUGCGAGUGGAUCGUCAACAUUGUGAUGUACUACGAGGUGGUCGUGCAGGUCGAACCCAAGAAGCAGGCACUGCGCGAGGCGAACGCGACACUCAAAAACGCUUCCGACCAGCUGGCGGCCGUGAACGCGCUGGUUGCGGACCUGGAAGCCAAGCUGGCAAAGCUGAUGAAGGAGUUCGACACCGCCAUGGCGGACAAGGCGGCGGUGAUGGCCGAGGCCAAGAAGUGCGAGGACAAACUGAACAUGGCCCAGCGAUUGAUCAACGCGUUGGCAGCCAACGGUGUCAUCUGGGAACAAACCGUGCUCACGGUGGAGGAGGACUUGGAGAUCAUGCCCGGGGAGGUGUUGGUCUCCUGCGCGUUCGCGUCCUACCUCGGGGUGUUCACGCGCGAGUACCGCGAGGGCGCGACCAAGCGCUUCGUCGACUUCCUGAAGGCGAAGAACGUACCGAUGGGCAAGACCACGGAUCCGCUCAAGCUGCUCGCGACGGACGCGGUGAUCGCGGGCUGGGCCACGCAGGGCCUGCCGUCCGAUCGCGUGUCGUCCGAGAACGGUGCGAUCAUGACAAACUCCCAGCGCUGGUGCCUGAUCAUCGACCCGCAGCUGCAGGGGAUUUUGUGGAUUAAGAACAAGGAGUCCGGCAACAAUCUGCAGGUCACCCGCAUGGGCCACCCGAAGAUGGUGCAGACGUUCGAGGUUUCGCUCGACACCGGGAAGUCAGUCAUCAUCGAGAACAUGGGUGAGGGCGUCGACGCGGUGCUGCAGCCGGUGAUCGCGCGCAACACGAUCAAGCGCGGCAAGUCCCGCGUGAUCAAAUUGGGGGAUAAGGAGAUCAACUUCCAUGCGCAGUUCAAGCUGUUCAUGCAGACGAAGCUGGCCAACCCGCACUACCCGCCCGAGAUCCACGCCGAGUGUACGCUGAUCAACUUCACCGUGACCGAAGCCGGUCUGGAGGACCAGCUGCUCUUCCUGGUCGUGAAGCUCGAGCGCCCGGAUCUGGCCCGGUUGAAGGCCACCCUGGUCGCGCAGCAGAACGAGUUCAAGGUGAAACUGGCCGAGCUCGAGGCGCUCCUGCUGGAGAAGCUCGCCGCGUCGGAGGGGGACAUCCUCGAGGACGUGGACCUGAUCUUGACCCUGGAGGACGCCAAGAAGACGUCCGACGAGGUGAAGGAGAAGUUCGCGAUCGCCAUCGACACCGAAGCCAAGAUCAACGAGAUCUCCGAGAACUACCGCCCCACCGCGCAGAAGGGCGCGCUGUUCUUCUUCUUGCUGAUGGACCUGCGCAAGAUCCACUCCUUCUACAAGUACUCGCUCGACGCUUUUGUCGUUGUGGUCACGCGUGCGAUCUCCUCCGUCCUGCUUCGCAAGCCGAAGGCGGAGCCCGUGGCCGCGGUCGCGGCCGGGGGUGGGGAGGACGACGAGGAGGACAUGGAACUCGAUGACGAGCCGGCGCCGGUCGAGGAGGUCAAGGAAGAGGACGAGGACGAGGGCGUGAUCGAGUUGAGUGGCAAAGAGCUCGUGGAGCGCGUGCACUUGCUCUCCGGCAUCGUCACCUCGUUUGCCUUCAGCUACACCCGCCGUGGGUUGCUCGACGUCGAUAAGCUCACCAUCGCGACCAUGCUCGCGAUGCGCAUCGGCGUGCUGACCAAGGCGACGACUCGCGAGGAGGUCGACAUUCUGAUUCGUGCGCCCCCAGACCCGAACGCCAAGCCGAUCCCGGAAUCCGCCCGGUCCUGGUUGACCGACGGGAUCUGGGCUCAGUUGCAGAUGUUGGAGUCCCUGGCUGUGUUCAAGUCCGUGAACGGGGCGCUGACCCAGAACAUGGAACAGGAUUCGCUCGGGUGGCGCCGCUGGUACGGCGAGGCGCGCGCGGAGUCGGCCGACUUGCCGCGCUCCUUCCGCGACAUUUCCCCGUUCUACCGCCUUUUGCUGCUCCGUGUCUUGCGUCCGGAUCGGUUGUCCGCCGCGCUAACGCAGUACGUGCACGACAAUCUUGGGAACGACUUCGUAGAACAGGAGCCCUUAUCCUGUGCAAAAGUAUCGUACUCGUAUAAAUGCAAGUAUUGCAUUACAAAUCUUUUUUUAAAGGCAAAUCCGCAUUACAAAUUUUAUCUCUCAUGCUGAGGAAAUUUGUCAUGCAUUCAUACGAGUACGAUACUUUUGCACUGCAUAGCCCUUCAACAUGGAGUCCACGUACGAAGAAUCAUCCUGCUACUCGCCGUUCUUCUUUGUGCUCUUCCCGGGUACGGACCCGACCCCGACCAUCGAGGCGCUGGGCCGCAAGUUGGGCGUCACGGAAGCGAAUGGUAAACUGGUCAACAUCUCCAUGGGACAGGGUCAGGAGAACGUCGCCAUCAACGCCUUAAACAAGUCCGCCAAAGAGGGUGGAUGGUAUCACAGGAGAAUUUUUUUUUAAAUUCGAUUGAAUGGCGAUGCAUCGCAUUUCUUCAUCUUUUCGUAUACUAAGUAAACGAAGUUCUUCCACGACAACCACAGCCUACGCGCUAGUACCCACUUAUCUUUCUAAGUUUCUGAUAUUCGCCUUCACGUGCAAUGAAAUUCAUGAUGAUAACUAAACUAAAACCAUGAACAAAAACAGGGUGAUGCUUCAGAACAUUCACUUGAUGCAGAACUGGUUAAAGGCCUUGGAGCGUCAGCUGGAGAUCGUCGAAGAAUUCGCCGCACCGGACUUCCGUUGCUUCCUGACCUCCGAACCGCCAUCAGCGCUGUACGGGCCCCUGCAAGAGUUGUGCCCAGAGUCCAUUCUGCAGAAAUGCAUCAAGAUCGCCGAUGAGGCCCCGUCUGACGUCAAGAGCAAUUUGAGAAGGUAAGUACUACAACUGCGAUAUUUGGACUAGCAACAAGUUUGAUCGAGAUAUAAUCUGAAAGUUUGAGUACCAUGCUUGUUUCCCCGGAAUCUUACAAUUUGCAAGACUUGGCGCUUUUUUUGAUGGAUUAUCAUGUAGAAGCUGCAUACAGUAACUACUCCUGCAUCAAAGCAAAAGCAUUGCUAUCGCACCAAAAAAAAAAAUAACAGGGCCUGGUCGAAGUUCUCUCAGGAUACGAUCGAUGCGUGCCUGAAGCCGCGUGAGUUCAAGUCUUGCUUGUUUGCGCUGUGCUUCUUCCACGCGCUGAUUUCCGGUCGUAUCAAGUUUGGCGCCCAAGGCUGGUCGCGUAAGUACCCGUUCAAUGAUGGGGAUUUGACCAUCUCCGCCACGGUGCACCGGAACUACAUGAACGCCGCGCACCACCAGGAGAACGACGUGCCAUGGCCGGAUCUUCGCUACAUUACCGGUGAAAUCAUGUAUGGUGGGCACAUUACCGAUCCCUGGGAUCGACGCGUGAACAACACGUACUUGGCCGUGCUGGUGAUCCCCGAUUUGCUGAACGGUAUGAAUCUGGCUCCGGGCUUCAAGUCACCGGACUCAAGCAAGAUGGACUACAUGGGGUACAUCAAGUACAUCGAAGAGAAAUUCCCCGCGGAGUCUCCAUCCCUGUACGGCAUGCACGCGAACGCCGAGAUCGGGUACUUAUUAUUUUGCUACAUGGUCAGUCACAGUCUCUCACAACUCUCUGCAGCUUGCACAUGCCUUUCCAUGGUUCGUCGUGUUUUCCGCAACAUGAACAUAGCAUAACAUUCACAGGGUCCUAUUUUCUCUUUCGGAGCCUCUUUCAUCAAAAUUCUGUGUUGAAAUAAAACCAGACGUGAUCAAUCUAAAUCGCAUUUGUGAUGAACAAUACAGCUACCUGACCGAUUCUGGUGUGAAGAUCUUCAAGACCAUGAUGGCGACCGCUGGUGGUUCCGGAGGCGGUGGCGGUGGCGAUCUGGGCAGCGUCAGCCCACUGAUUGCGGCGUUUCUCGAGGUGAGUGAAAAUCUACUGUGCAUUCUUAUUUUCAGUGUCAUUUUCUAAAAACCGACUACGCGAUUUUUACUGGCACUAGGGAAAAGAAACUACAUCCCCAAGUAUUAAUACCGCAAGAAUCUUCUAGAUCUGAAUUUUGUUCAUCUUUCCGAAACCAAAUCAGGCUUGCCCGGUGCCGGUCGACAUGAUGGAAGUGCGUGCCAAAUGCCCACCAGAAUUGCGAUCCGAUCCGUACGUGAUCGUGUCCUUCCAGGAAUCCGACCGAAUGAACAUUUUGUUGAGCGAGAUCAAGCGUUCGCUGCUCGAGUUGGAGCUCGGUAUUUCCGGCGCACUCAACGUGACGGAAAAGAUGGAGGCGCUCGCGGGCUGCCUGAACCUGAACAAGGUAGAAGUUGUGAAUAGCAUGACAUUAGUCCUGCUCUUGUUUUUGAGGCUGCUUUGUCCUCAGCUAGACCUCAAAUUAUAAAGUGAUAGGAUCAACAGCACAUCGUCGUCGAGCGGUUGUUCCAGCUAAGCGAAAAUUUGAAAAAAAUUUUAUCAGGUGUACGCCGGUUGGGAGAAGCUUGCGUACCCGUCGCUGAAGUCCCUGGGUGUGUGGAUGCCCGACUUGGUUCUCCGCGUGCAACAGCUGUACAGCUGGACGGACAACAUCAACCUGCUCCGCUCCACGUGGUUGCCCGGGCUGUUCAACCCCAACAGUUUCUUGACGGCGAUCAAGCAGGUGACCGCGCGUCAAAAAGGAUUGCCCUUGGACUUCAUGGUCAACCGUUCCUUUGUUACCAACUGGCACGAAGUCGGCGACCUCCCCGCCAUGGCGCCGUGCGGCGGAACCUUCCUUCACGGAAUGUUCAUGGAAGGCGCUAGUUGGGAAGAAGGUAGAAGUAGAUACUUAUUUGCUACACAUUUUCUGCAUUUAAUAUUCACGUACUGAUACUGCGAAUAAGAAGUAGAGUUCGUUGUGUGCAUUUUUGCAUGCUGCUGCACAGAACAAUACAAAAGAAUUAUUUAUUUUCGUUAUGCGUUUGAAUGGCUUUCACUUUCUCUUUGCAACACAGGUAAGGGUGGCGAUGAAGGUUACAUCACCGACAGUAAGAUGAAGGAGCUCCGCGCCGUGAUGCCGGUGGUGAACUGCUAUGCUCUGGUUUCGGAGGAAAUGAGCUGGGACAGCAUGUACCACUGCCCCGUGUUUAUCACCUCGCUCCGUGGCGCUACCUUCGUUUACCAGGCAAACAUGCGCAUGGACGCGGACGACAACGAGGCCCGCUGGGUCCUCGCCGGUGCCGCCAUGCUUCUCACGGAAGAGUAAGGGUACAAAGCGGAUCUGAGGCUGAUAUGUUGUGCAGGUAGUUAUGUUUGCGAACUUUCAAAACCUUCUUUGAAUACUUGUCCCGCCCAUAGCGGUCCAGAAUCAGACAAAAAAUUAUCUUUCAGUUUAUCACAGGUAAAAAAGGUUUCAGAACUUCUUCUUCCGAUCGCAUGUACGAAAAUCAGACUACAUCAAAAUUAUUGCGCAGUAAUAAUAAAGCAGAGUUUCGAGUAUAGGUUUACAGUAAUCAGACACCAGAGCAAAAAAUCAGUUUACAGACAGACAGAAUCAGAAAAACAUCAUGCACCCUUUGUUGGUGAACAGAACUUGAGGUGGUUAUACUUCUUGAAUCAGACAGGUUUCGGCUGUAUCUUUUCUUAUUUUAUCACAAAAAAGUUUGCAGAAUCAGGUUUCGUACAGUAUCAGUACUUUUCAAGAUAAUAGAAAGUCAGACAUUUUGUUUCGAACGAAAAUAAAGUUUCCUCCCCUGGUGAGGCGCCACUUCGUCUGGGGUCUCUUGGAGGAUUGUAACUUUUAUCUCUAAAAACGCUGCUUGUGACAAGACUGGGCCACUCUUCACAUGGUAUAGCAUGGGAUUGUCGUUACAUUGCGGUCGUCGCAAAAUAAACUCAUGAAGAUCUGUGUCUUCGGCUGCGGGUGCACGGCAGGAAGUAGAGCUUUUGUUUCUUUCUAUUGUCACAGGUUUACUACACAGAACUAAAAUGCACAGAAUCUUCUACCAUGCAGUUGCAGAGGAAACUAUCUAAAACGUACAACCUGCGGAAUAUGUUUUAGAAAAAUGCGAGGAAGAAGAUCAAGGAAGAAAGCUGUGCGACCUAUCGCUGUCGUAGCGGAUAUGACAAUGUCUAAAGCUGUUUCCAUAGCGCUUGUCAG